Tilletiopsis washingtonensis is the source of this 2255-nucleotide messenger RNA. RefSeq names its product glutamine-dependent NAD(+) synthetase with GAT domain-containing protein. Gene Ontology annotation, molecular function: ATP binding; NAD+ synthase (glutamine-hydrolyzing) activity; glutaminase activity. The transcript is spliced from 15 exons. The record is from RefSeq and is a predicted model, not a curated record. Gene Ontology annotation, biological process: NAD+ biosynthetic process. Lineage: Eukaryota; Fungi; Basidiomycota; Exobasidiomycetes; Entylomatales. Gene Ontology annotation, cellular component: cytoplasm. The coding region runs from base 14 to 2197 and encodes 727 amino acids.
CACACCUCUCGCCAUGCCGCACCCCGUGACCGUCGCGACGUGCUCGCUCAACCAGUGGGCCCUCGACUUCGACGGCAACCGCGAGCGCAUCCUCGCGUCCAUCGCCGAGGCACGCCGGCGCGGCGCGACGCUGCGAGUCGGCCCCGAGCUCGAGAUCCCCGGCUAUGGCUGCUUCGAUCACUUCCUCGAGGGCGACACGACGCUGCACAGCUGGCAGGUGCUCACGCAGAUCCUCGCCGGCGAGGCGACGCGCGACAUCAUCGUGGAUGUGGGCAUGCCGGUGAUGCACCGCUCCGUGCUCUACAACUGCCGCCUGCUGCUGCACAACUCGCGCGUGCUCCUCAUCCGCCCCAAGAUGUGGCUCGCCAACGACGGCAACUACCGCGAGAUGCGCUACUUUACGCCCUGGACGCGCCGCGGCGAGACCGACGAGUUUGCGCUGCCGGCGAUGGUGCAGAGGGUGGCCGGGCAGGAGACGACGCGCUUCGGCGACGCCGUGCUGCAGACGCGCGAUACGACGGUCGGCGUCGAGCUGUGCGAGGAGCUCUUCACGCCCGCGAGCCCGCACAUCGCGCAGGGCCUCGACGGCGUCGAGAUCUUCAUCAACUCGUCGGCGAGCCACCACGAGCUGCGCAAGCUGCACCGGCGCGUCGACCUGAUCAAGGAGGCGACGCUCAAGCUCGGCGGGGUGUACCUGUACGCCAACCAGCAGGGCUGUGACGGCGACCGGCUGUACUACGACGGCUGCCCGCUCAUCGCGUGCAACGGCGCCGUCGUGGCGCAGGGCACGCAAUUCAGCCUCGACGACGUGCAGGUCGUCACGGCGACGCUCGACCUCGACGAUGUGCGCGCAGCGCGCAGCGCCCGCUCGCGGGGUAUGCAGUCGGUGAGCGGCGCCGCCGUCAACGAGGGCCGCGGCUACGAGCGUGUGCGCGUCGAUUUUGAGCUCGGCGCCAGCGCCGCGCCCGACGUGCUCGCGAACGGAGACGAUGUGCCGUUCCUCGAGCCGCGGCCGACGACCGAGCCGGUUGACGUCUUCUACCACUCGCCGGAGGAGGAGAUCGCCCUUGGGCCGGCGUGCUGGCUGUGGGACUACCUCCGGCGCUCGCGCACGCAGGGCUACUUCAUUCCCCUCUCGGGCGGCAUCGACUCGUGCGCGACGAGCGUCAUCGUGUUCAGCAUGUGCCGCCUUGUGCACCAGGCCGCCACGGCGCCCGACUCGCCGACGCGCACGCAGGUGCUCGACGACGUGCGCCGCAUCGCCGGCGAGCCCGAGGGCAGCACGUGGGUGCCGCGCGACGCGCAGGAGAUCAGCAACCGCCUCUUCGUGACGUGCUACAUGGGCACGCAGAACUCGAGCGCCGAGACGCGCGACCGCGCGCGGGACCUUGCCGCAGCGAUUGGCUCCUACCACAUCGACCUCAACAUGGACAUCGUCAUCGACGCCAUCAUCACGCUCUUCACGGCUGUGACGAGCCGGACGCCGCGCUUCAAGGUGCACGGCGGCUCGGCGGGCGAGAACCUCGCGCUGCAGAACAUCCAGGCCCGCCUGCGCAUGCUCCUGGCAUACAUGUUCGCACAGCUCGUGCCGUGGGUGCGCGGCCGGCCCGGCGGGCUGCUCGUGCUCGGCAGCGCCAACGUCGACGAGAGCCUGCGCGGCUACCUGACCAAGUACGACUGCUCGUCGGCCGACCUCAACCCCAUCGGCGCCAUCUCCAAGACGGACCUCAAGCGCUUCAUCGCGUACGCCGGCGGCGCCUUCGAGCUGCCGAUCCUCGAGAGCUUCCUGAACGCAACACCCACGGCCGAGCUCGAGCCGAUCACGCACGACUACGUGCAGGCCGAUGAGGCGGACAUGGGCAUGACGUACGACGAGCUCAGCAUCUUCGGGCGCCUGCGCAAGGUCGGCAAGGCCGGGCCGUAUUCGAUGUUCUGCAAGCUCGCACAGGAGUGGGGCACGCAGCGCAGCCCGGCCGCCAUCGCGGAGAAGGUCAAGCUCUUCUUCUUCGAGUACGCGCGCAACCGGCACAAGAUGACGACGCUCACGCCCAGCUACCACGCCGAGUCGUAUAGCCCCGACGACAACCGCUUCGACCUCCGGCCGUUCCUGUACCCGUCGCGCUUCCCCUUCCAGUUCCGCCAGAUCGACCAGCUGGCGGCCAAGAUGCCCGACCGUUCCGUCGCAGCGGACAAGUGAUCACCCUAGACUGUCACAUCCGGAUAGACGCCUCGCAAUGCACAUCAUGCCUCGCGCC